Cylicocyclus nassatus is the source of this 442-nucleotide messenger RNA. The record is from the annotation of a GenBank genome assembly. NCBI's taxonomy places the organism in Eukaryota, Metazoa, Nematoda, Chromadorea, Rhabditida, Strongylidae.
ACAAGGAAUAAUAAUAUCCUUGGGCUCAACUCACCCAGAGGAACCAGUGGUAGACCUAGAAGACUGGUUCCCUGUAAUGUUCGAACAAAGCGAACCCGAAGGGAUGUACUACCCAGAGCAAUAUUUCCCUGAAAUACGCAGAAGAAAGGUGUUCGUACCAAGCGAUUGGAGCGAUUGGAUCCGUGUUGGAAGGAUAGACAGACCAUACAGACCAUAUAAAUGGUACCGAGAUAGAGAGAUGGAGAUACCAACCAGGUUUUCACGAUGCGGUCCGAAUGAACACUUUGAAGAAUGUCGUUCAUACUGCCCAGGAACAUGCAAUGAACCUAUGAGAACUUGCAUUCUUGCGUGUGCUUCGCCAGGCUGUGAGUGUAAUAGAGGAUAUCUUCUCAAAGAUGGCGUCUGCGUACGUGAAGAUCAAUGCUGAGAUCAAUAACUUUCC